CAACCUUACAAUAAGGAAGAUAAAUGAGAGAAAGAGGGCCCAUGAAGCAAUAAUAAAAAAAAACCCCAUUUUGAUGCCCUAAUCUUUCCAAAUCAAAAUUCAUUGAUUUCACAACAAAAAAUUCAAAGAAAACCACACUCUUCUCCUUUCUCUUCUUCUUUCUCCUCCAUUUUCUCUCAUCCUUCAACAUAUCUCUACCUCCAAAUCCACCCCUCCAACUGUUGUAGAAUUGUACAAAUUCUCGCUCGAAGUUUCAACCUAAUCCUACCAAAAAAAAUUAGGUCUUUGCAUGAUACCUGAGAAAUUCCCAAUUUCCCCGUUAGAUUUUGUUAGUUUAGGCCCCAAUCACAACCCCAUUUUGAGAAUUUUUCGUUCGCAAAGUAAGAUCGGAGGGAUGAAGAAUAGAGAUAGAGAGAAGAGCCCACCUAGGAUGGGUUUAGGGCGAGGGUUGAACUCGAAUCGUGGGUUUCAACCAAGGCCACAACAAUAUGUGCAGAGGCAUAUGGUUCAACAUCGACAUCAUCUGCAACCAUAUCAACAUAACCAUCACCACCACCACCAUCAGCAGCAACGACAACAACAUCAUCAUCAUCAACAACAACGACAAUGGUUGAGAAAGGACCAGUUAAGUGGUGGGACCAACACCAAUGUUGUUGAGGAGGUUGAGAAGACUAUGCAGUCUGAAGCCAUUAACUCAAGUUCACAAGAUUGGAAGGCAAGACUAAAUAUUCCACCACCUGAUACAUGCCAUAAGACAGAGGAUGUGACAGCAACUAAAGGAAAUGAAUUUGAGGAUUACUUUUUGAAGCGCGAGUUGCUAAUGGGAAUAUAUGAGAAGGGUUUUGAAAGGCCUUCUCCUAUCCAAGAAGAAUGCAUUCCGAUUGCUCUUACUGGUAGUGACAUUCUUGCUAGGGCUAAAAAUGGAACAGGCAAAACAGCUGCCUUUUGUAUUCCUGCAUUGGAAAAAAUUGAUCAGGAUAAUGAUGUUAUUCAAGUUGCAAUAUUGGUACCAACACGAGAACUGGCUUUGCAAACAUCUCAAGUGUGUAAAGAUCUCGGAAAACAUUUGAAAAUUCAAGUUAUGGUUACAACAGGUGGUACCAGCCUGAAGGAUGAUAUCAUGCGCUUAUAUCAACCAGUUCAUCUGCUAGUUGGAACUCCGGGAAGAAUAUUAGAUCUUGCAAAGAAGGGUGUUUGCAUUCUGAAUGAUUGCUCUAUGCUUGUUAUGGAUGAGGCUGAUAAGCUUCUCUCCCAAGAGUUCCAACCUUCAAUAGAGCAGCUGAUUCAAUUUCUUCCUGGAAACCGUCAAAUCCUGAUGUUUUCUGCUACAUUUCCUGUUACUGUCAAGGACUUCAAAGAUCGAUAUCUUCGUAAGCCAUACAUCGUUAACCUUAUGGAUGAGCUAACUCUGAAAGGUAUUACACAAUAUUACGCAUUUCUGGAAGAGAGGCAGAAAGUCCACUGCCUAAAUACACUUUUCUCUAAGCUGCAAAUAAAUCAGUCGAUCAUCUUCUGCAAUUCCGUGAAUCGGGUUGAGCUACUCGCCAAGAAAAUCACAGAACUUGGGUAUUCAUGUUUCUAUAUUCAUGCAAAGAUGUUGCAAGAUCACCGAAAUAGAGUGUUUCAUGACUUCUGCAAUGGUGCCUGCAGAAACCUUGUUUGUACUGAUCUUUUCACUAGGGGAAUAGACAUCCAAGCAGUCAAUGUUGUUAUUAAUUUUGAUUUUCCAAAGAACUCAGAAACUUAUCUGCACAGGGUUGGUCGUUCAGGGAGGUUUGGACACCUAGGUUUAGCGGUGAACUUGAUCACCUAUGAGGAUCGCUUCAAUUUAUAUAGGAUUGAACAAGAACUUGGCACUGAAAUAAAACAAAUUCCACCACACAUUGAUCAGGCAAUAUAUUGCCGGUAACUGGUGGUAAAUACCCAGAUUGUAUUCACAACCGUGGUGAAUAGCAUUGGUUGAUGCGAAUGUUGUUCUAGCACUUGUGAAUGCUUUGUAAUAAGGAUACACUAUGAAAAUUGGGGUAUUGUCAGACCAUUUAUCGAAUGCUUUUUCGUUAAUUUCUGUUUUGCAGAACUCGGGGGAUUAGUCCUUAACUAUUGCCAAAAGAUACCGUGGUUCACACCCAAAAAAAAAAAAACAGUAUUAUUAGGACCUUCAGAAAGUUCAAUAUGGGCUUUCAAAUGUGUUUGUUCUAUAAGUGUUGUUGCUCCAGAUUUUCCAUUUCCUCAGUAAUCCUUUAACUGUUUUCUUAGGAAUGUACCGUACUAUGAAGACAUCUCUUCCUAUUCUAGAAUAAUAUGCUGUUUGUUUUUCCAUUGUAUUUGAAGUGACCAUUGCCAGUUGAAGGGCCUCCUGAUUGCAUGAGCGUUAGAGGAUAAUUUUAGCACCAAUGGUUUGCUAUUAGUAGCUUUUAGUAUUCAUGGAUGUGCUUUGGUACACCAUAAGCAGCUUUGGUUAAAA
Messenger RNA from Glycine soja, 2464 nucleotides. Its product is annotated as DEAD-box ATP-dependent RNA helicase 8-like. The record is from RefSeq and is a predicted model, not a curated record. Gene Ontology annotation, biological process: cytoplasmic stress granule assembly; P-body assembly. Gene Ontology annotation, molecular function: mRNA binding; RNA helicase activity; ATP binding. Gene Ontology annotation, cellular component: P-body; cytoplasmic stress granule. The transcript has 11 exons. The coding region runs from base 290 to 1909 and encodes 539 amino acids. NCBI's taxonomy places the organism in Eukaryota, Viridiplantae, Streptophyta, Magnoliopsida, Fabales, Fabaceae.